UGUGGUGUGCGUCGUCAGUGUUAUUCGCUUCUGUGAACGAGCAGAACGUCCGAGCGCAGGGAGUUGUGCAUCCGGUGGUGGUGAUGGUGCUGCGCUGCGCGCUGUGGUUUGCUUGUACCACGGAAAAAGUAUCGAUCCACGCGUGUGUAUCGCGGAAGGAGUGCGUUUCUUUUGUGUACGCGGAGCCAAGUUUUUGGUGCAUCUCCGAUACAAAAGUUUAAUGCAAAGGUGUUUUUUUGUUGUUGUUUUGGGUGUACAGUGAAUGCACACAAGGGCGGAGGAGGAUGUGCCGGGAGUGUGUUGAAAUCUAAAAGUAAAGAUCCCAGUGCCGGAGUGAGUGAGUGAGACAGUGAAGUAUCAACGUUCUGCGCAACCCCUUUUUGUGUGGUGCCGCAGCGCCAGCAGGGAGAGUGUGUGAAAGAAGUGUUUCUGUUCUGUGUACAAGAGCGGGGAAAAGCCGUGAAGACGUGUUUUUCCAGCAAACCAGCAACGUGUGUGUUUGUUGACGUGUACUAUACCCACCCCGGGCAAAAUCAGAAGUAAACGUUUCAGAAGCAGACGCCCAAGAAAAGCGGCCCCAAUAUACUAUUGCUUGAUGCACGGGUAGAGGCAUCCGAAAAGUGUUCCUCCUGCUGCUUGUACUUGCACGAAAGGACGACAGGAGAAGCGAGGAAACAAUCCAACCAUAGCACUGCCUACUGCCUGUGUGUGUACCUUGUGCGACAUCGCUCGUGAUUGCAAGGAACACGGAUUUGGCGGUCACAAUCCAGUCGUCGCUACGCCAGCCCAGAGAACGGAGAAGGCGAAAGGAACGAUCCUCGUCCUGCUACAGGACGCAGGAGAAGGUGGAGGAGAACAGGAAGCCGCGUGGUAGCCGCGUGUCGCACAGCCUGCUCUGCGCAGCUGCACUGGCAACACCAGCAGCAUGAUGGCCGAUACGUCCACCAACAACGGUGGUGUGGCCGCCGGGUCGCCCUCGGUGGUGGGCGGUGGCAGCGGCGGUGCCCUCGACCCGAACGUCAUCCCCCAGUGGAAGAAGGAGCUGAUCCAGCGGCGCAAGAACCUGGCCAAAACGAUCGGUGCCGUCGCGACACAGGUGCACGAUUCGGCGUCGACCGUAGCGGCGGCUAUAUCGGCUUCCGGCUCGUCGCCGGUGCUGGCCCAUCCGCGCACACCGACCGGUGGGUUCCCCGUGGGCAGUCCGUUCUAUGCCGGAACGAAAGAAAAUCAACCCACAAACACAAGCACCCCGCUCGAUGGUACAGUGCCCGACAGCGAAACUGAGCACGAUAGCCACGGCACCGCAGUGCAAACCGUAGACAGCAGUAAUGAUUCCCUUCCACCUUCCGUUAAUGCUCACACAGCAGCAGCAGCAGCAGCAGCAGCAGCUGUAACAUCCCCCACAACAGCCCCCGGUUCGUUCAUGGGAGUUCAUUUCGCGGCGAAUGAACAUCUGCAGCAGCAACACCACCAACACCAGCAGCAGGCGCGCGGCGUCGGCAGUAGUAGUGUUGGUGUGCUGCGUGCCAGCGAAGCCGUAGCAGUGGUGGUGCAGCCGUCCUCGUCGGCAAGUGGAUCAUCGCCAACGUCGGUCCCGACGGCUAACGGAGCUCAUUCGCAUUCCAAUGCCGGUUCGGAACACAGCGGCAGUAGUGCUGCCAUCGCAACGAACCGCACGGGCUCCUCCGGCACCAAUAGCAGCGUGAUCGCCGAGCGUGAAAGUUCGUCCACCGUGUGCAGUAGUGGCGGUCCAGGUACGCAUACGACCAGUGGCAUUGGCAGUGGCAGCAGCAGCAGCAGCACCAGCGUCAAAUCAUUGGUGUCCGGUGCGAACGGUUCAGCGCAGCAGCAGCAGCAGCACGGUAACGCGAGGGAGGGCGGCGUCGCAGCCAGGAAGAUGGUCGCAGCCACGGCCGCGGAGGAGAUCGUCGUCGUCUACGAAAAGAGUUCCGUGCUCGGUGGCCUGGCAGAUGCAACUGGCGGUGGUGGUGGCGGCAUCGGUGGUGGCGGCGUUGGCGCGGGCGGUAUCACUGCGAUCGGCGAUGCCGGUGAGGAGCUAAAGUACGGGCCAGGUAUUGUGUCACGGUUGCGCUGCCGCUACCUGAGUCUGGCCCUGCGCCAGUCCGUCGCGAAGCAGCGCCCGUCGCUGAACAGUAUGCGCCGUGCGACCAGCCUCAACAACCUGCUGGACGAGGAGAGCGAAGAUCUGAGCGAACGGGAACAGUCGAUCGGCAGCGAGGGUACGGGCCAGGGUGGUGGACCGCAUCAACAGCAGCAGCAGCAGCAGAAGAAAUAUCAAUCGCAGAAUUAUCACUACCAACACCACCAACAGCAGCAGCAGCAGCAUCGCGAACAGUACGCCAACGAAAACGGCAACAAUCAUAACCAUAACCAUCAGCAGCAGCAGCUUCAUCCAACGGUAGUUCUGCAGCCACCGUACCAGAAGCAGCCGCAGCACCAUUUCGCCCCGAAACAACAGCCGUGGAUUCAGCAGCAGCAGCAGCUGCACAAGGAGGAGGAGGGUGGUGGUGCGGUCAAGGUGGCACCGUUUCUGCGCGGCGUGCAAAACAGUUAUACGCGAGCGAGCCGCCAGGUGGAGAAGAAGAACGAGUACAAUCGCUACACCAAGCAUCAUCGCGGUGCUGGCGGUGCCGACGCGGUCCUGCUCAAGCGUGCUCGCUCAGUCGAGGCUCUGGUGCGCUACGAUCACAAGGCCUGGGAGCGGGACGGCGUUAGCCCAGUCGUCGGACCAGCAGCAGCAGCAGCAGCAGUAACAACAACGGCAGCAGCAGCAGCAGUCGCAGCAGCCCCAACGCCGGCGGCCCUUGCCGUGUCGCCCACUGCCGAGGUGGGCAGCAAUGUGAUCAUACUGGACGAGAUCGCACAGGCACCGACGACAGCACAGGCGACAGUACUGCCAGCUGGCGGUGGCAGCGAGGGGCACGCUACGACCAACGGUAUUUCCAGUUCGGUCUCACCGACCGCCACGAUGCUGAUGAACGGUGGCAAGGGUGGCGCCGCUGGUGGUGGCACUGCUGCCACACCGACCGAGCUGCCGCUGCUGGUCAGCGAUUGCGUGACGAUCGAGGAGAAGAUCAUCAACGGGCGCGAGAAGGGCGACCCGAAACCGAAGCGGCUGACCUCGAUCAUCGACGCUGACGAGCGGCCACCGCCGGACGUGGUCAAGCAGACGAUGAAGAUCUUCGAGGCGAACGCGAACCGGCGCGGUGGACGGGGCGUUAACGGGUCCACCAAUGGUGGUUCCGACGUGGCGACCAAGGUGGCCAGCUACCGAUCGAUCAUCAUCUCCGGAUCGGCGACGGCCGGGGCCACCACGGCGGCGGCUGCCGUCGGGCCGGGCGAGAAACCACCCAUCACCCAUCCGAAGCCACCGCUCAGUCCCAAAAAGCCAAAUAUCAUGCCGCGCACCGCUAGUCCGAAGCAGCAGCAGCAGCAGCAGCCGCAUCAGGUCACCGCCGCUAAGCCUCCGCCAACUCCCAAAUCGCUCGAAGCUGUCAACAACCUCAAGAAUGCACCGGCAACAGCAGCACCAAUCGUCGCCGUCAAAAACAAUAACAAAGCACCAAUCGGUGGAGGAGGAGGCGGUGCGACGAGUGAGUCAACACCACCGUCUCCACCAGCCCGCAGUAAACAUACGGCCGCAGCACUUAACGGUGUUGGUAUUGGUGUUGCCGUCUCGAAGAACAUGCAAAGCAACGGGGGUGACGACGACGACGGUACGCAAUCUGCCGACCCGACGGCGGACGCGAAGACGACGAACGCACUCAAGAACGGCGUAGGUACGGUGCGCGAUCACCACCAACACCACGACAGCAACAGCAGCAGCAGCAGUAACGGCACGACACAGACAGCGGCAGCCGUAACGCCAUCGGCUAAGCAGUCGGCUCCAGGGUCAGACGGUGGCAACGGCGGCAGUGGCCACCAACACAAGCACAACGGCAAUACAGCACUGGAGGCAGCAGCAGUACCGAGCGCCGCGUCAUCGCCGACGACGGGAAUUUGCGAUUCGCCUUCGAUCCAGCAGCUCACGACCAAGCUCGGCAGUCUACAUCUGGCGACCUCUACGCCGACUGGCGCUGCGAACGGAUCCGCCGUCUCGGUACAGGAUCGCCGUAACCUCGAGUACGUAACGAGCGACGAGGAGGAGGACGACGACGAAGACGGCGAAGAAGGAAAGGGCGACAACGUGGACGGUGAGAACGAGCGUGGACGGCGCAGCAACAGCUCCCGGUCCUACCAGGUCAAUCCCGAAUCGAGCGAGAGCGAGGACGCACGCGACGGUGCGGCCAGUGGUGGCAGCGAGAACGACGCGGACGACGACGAGGAAGCUGAACUCGACGACGACGAGGAGCGUUCGGUGCGGAAGAUUUCACGCACCGCGAUGGAGAACAUUGCCCGCGCCGGUACUACGACGCAGUUCCGAUUCAAUGGCGCUGUCAAAUCGUACCUGCCCGGCGGUGCGAUGGGGAAGCCCGCCGCUCCCGCUCCGAGCACCAAGGCACCCGCGCCCCCGAUCCCGAUGUCCCGCGAGAGUCUCGCCGGCAAGGCUAACGGUGCUUCCACAGCAGCAGCGGUCCAGGCGAUCGAGGUCAGCGGGCGCCUGCCGCCAGAGGGCGCCGCAAACAACAGUGUAAAUGGUGUCGGUGGUGGUGGCAGUGCAAAACAACAUAGCAGUGGUUCUACCGGUGCGCUAUUGCAGCAGGGCGGUGUUGGCUCCGUUGGCUCGUCCACGGCACCAUCACCACCUUCCCUGACGCGGCGCGAGAUCGAGAAGAAUCAAAUCAAUCGCGAAAAGAGUGGUGAACCCGCGGUGCCAGCAGCAGCGGCGUCAUCCGGCACCAAUAGCAUUAACGGUAGUGUGGCCAGUGGUGGUGGUGUGCAAGUGGCAAGUGCGAAUAAUAAUAAUAAUAAUGCUAACAACGCGAAUUCUAGUGGCGCGAGUGGUGGUGGUGCGAAACAGACCAGUGCCGUCGACAGUACCACGUCGUUCGUGGCCAAAUGGGGUACCGGUGGGGUGGUGGGGACCGGUGUAGCGGCGGUGGCCACUGCUGGACAGUCGUCGCCCCUGGCCGGGCUGGUGCCGGUGCGCAAAAAGACGAAACCGCCGCCGAGCCACCAGCAGGAGGGCACCAACACGAUGGUGUUCAACUUUAGCGACCGCAAGGACGUGCCGGACUAUAUCGAGAACGAUGGUGUCAUCAUCCGGCCACGCCCGAGAGAGCUGCCCAAGCCUGGCGAGUCCGGUUUCGUGGUGUUGGGCGACCUAACCCUGGAAACGUCGACCGAUCCGGAUGAUGCGUGGGCCGCCGGUCCGCCAUCGCCGUGCAACGGUGAAUUCGCCAACGCCUACAUCGUGAUCAAUGGCAAAUCGAGCAUGAGAAACAAGACUAGUAGAAGUAAUAAUAAGUUCAAAAUUCAGUUCGACGAUUCGCUUACCUCCACGUACGAGUACCCGUCGGAAACGUCGCUGCUGGAGGAGACGAACGGGUUCGACGGUGUGGACAACGGGACGGACACGAACGGUGCCAGCGCCUUCGCCGACAACGGGCUCCUUUCGCACACGAACAAACUCCUCUCCUCGGUGCCACUUGGCUCUGCACCGUUCGCUAGCUAUACCCCAGUUAAAGCCGCCAUAGACACGACCUUCGAGCUGGGUGUGACCCGUACACCGUCCCCGUCGGCAGCAAGUACGGCCAGCAGCACAGGCUCGAACGGAAGCCUUACCUCCGCCUCGAACCACAGCAGCAAUAGUCAUCAUUCCGCCACAUCCGCCUCAUCCUCCGGCAUCAGCGAGAAGCAGCAUUUGCCGCACACUGUACCGAACGGUCAUCAUCAUCCGGUUGACCGAUCGAACAGCAACGGUCUGCACAGCAGCAACGGCCAUAGCGGAUCACCGGACGGUGGUGCCACCCUGCUCCUGAACGGCGCAACCGGCGCAGCCGACGGCGAUGCGCUGUUCAAUGGGGCAACGGGCGAACCGGAAAGCAUUCAGUACCUUAAGCCGGCCUCGGACGAACAGACGGUUAACUGGAGCCAGGGCACGCGCGUUACGGAUCUGCUGUUCUAAGGCAGGCACACACACACCUUCGCACACAGGGUCCAGCACACACAGACAGCCGACACACACACACACACAUACAUUUUGUACAGAGUUUAUGAUUUAGUUUUUAGUUGAAUCGAGCUGCAGACGACAGCACACACACACACACACACACACAGUGUAUUAGUGUAGCGCGAGGACAAGCAUAGCGGCUCCUCCAUCAAGCGAAGAUCGCAGAUCGCCACAUCCGGUUCUCUGUCGGUUUGUGUGCCGAACCGAUACAUAUACAUAGUUUCUUUUGGGUUUUUUUUUUUCAUUGGCAAAAAUCGACUUGGAGCAGCGCUCGUGUCGAUGCUUUCCCGGGGUGGAAACAGUUUCAGUCUAAAAUUGCAAAUUUUCCACCAUUUUAAGUCCAUUAGCUGUGUGUCCAUUAGUCCAUUAGCUGGGGCGCACGGGACAAGUGGGCGAGUGUCGCUUGGCAGUUGUACUCUUUUGUAGUUGUCUGUAAUUGAACAAAUAACAUGAAGAACAUUCCAUUCAUUGCAGUUUUAUGAAUUUUUCUCUUUCUUUUCUGGAUUAUUGUGUUUGGAGUUAUAUCCACACAGCCCUACUUAAAGAGAGGAUGAACACGUGUGCCGUGUGCCGUCAAGAAAAAAGUGGCCAAAAAUCACACACACCCACACAUACCAUUAACACAAUGAACUUCCUUCUUUAGUCACCGUCCGUUGUGACAUCAUCAUAUGAACUUAGUAGAGAGAUUGGGAGCGCGAGAAUACAGAAAUUAUAGACACGCUGUUACGCUUUUGUAUAGCGAUCGAGGACGUUUUCCUGCUGCCCGUUGCUUACACACUUCGAACGAGGAACAACGCAAGGCAAAAGUCAAAGGGAAAUAUACUAAAGUUAAAACACACAUUCCUCGGAUAUCGGUAGCUGUGCCUGUGCCGGGUACAUUUAGCAGUCGUACGCACGACGUCUUUUCUUCUCCUUUUUGGUUUGCUGCUUGGCGGAAUGUGAAAAGAGAGCAAGAGAGAGCCAUGCAAAAUGCAAAACGAAAAAAAAAAAAAUGAACACACAGCUUAGCACGAAACACUACAACGCUAUUGUGAUUGGUCGUAUCGCCCUGUUUUACGGUAAGAAAGCGGCAAACGCUUAAGGGCGGAGGUAAGAUAAAGAGCGUGUAGCGUGUAUCCUUCGUAGAAGUGAGAGCAAAACAAGAGUUUAGGGAGGAUGUAAGAAGUACUACUGCUACACUAUCACUACUCGUAACUCGUAUUACUGCUAUCAUUAUAUUAUAACUAUUAUUAUUGUGAAAAUUUAUACGGAAAAGGAAGGAAGUUGCGCAAACCAGCUCGAUGUUGCCGUGCGCCAAUGAUGGAAAUGAUUGAUGUCUCUGCGAUAGGCAGGAUAGGUUAAGGGUUUUGCUCUUUUUAAGGAUUGGAAAUGUAUAGAACACAGCGAAAAGAAGAAUGCGCCAAAAUGUAUGGAACCGCUUUGGGACAUAAAAACACACGCACGCGCACGCUAAUUUGCAAUAUCUGGUAACAGUGCAGAUGAAAAGGGAGGAAAGGAACGUAAAAAAAAAACAGACCGCAAAUAUCAGCUGCGUGUGCAUCAUGCUGCUGUGUUGCGCUUACCUAUUUGAUGCCACAAUUAUCCAUAUUACAUUUUACAUUGCAACGUGCGAUGUUUGUAUGGCUUUUGUUAACGUACGUGGAUUUAUAAACCGAGAGUAAAAAUGUGUUUCGGAAACGAUAUGAUAAGAGGACGAUCCCCUCUCCACGAUCGACACGUGCGUGCAGUGGUUGUGUAGUGUGUGUGGGCGCGCCCUUUUUAGCAGUUAGCAGCAGCAGCAGCAGCAGCAACAGUAGUAGUAGCACCGUUUUGCAUAUGAACAUGUGAUUAAGCUUAGGAAUUAGAAAAGACAAGUGAUGCAGAGGGAGUUUACGUUUUUGUUCGUUGACUUGCAAACUGUAGCAACACGACCAACGAGACACACACGGGGCGUCUCUGAUGAUGAUCGGUGCUAGUUGUAA
Molecule: messenger RNA, 8094 nt
Organism: Anopheles merus
Lineage: Eukaryota; Metazoa; Arthropoda; Insecta; Diptera; Culicidae
Product: putative mediator of RNA polymerase II transcription subunit 26
Exons: 7
Coding region: 926-6088 (1720 amino acids)
Biological process (GO): neuronal signal transduction; chemotaxis
Cellular component (GO): rough endoplasmic reticulum membrane; nuclear membrane
Molecular function (GO): microtubule binding
Source: RefSeq, a predicted model, not a curated record